Messenger RNA from Petromyzon marinus (sea lamprey), 6186 nucleotides. RefSeq names its product nucleolar transcription factor 1-like. Lineage: Eukaryota; Metazoa; Chordata; Hyperoartia; Petromyzontiformes; Petromyzontidae. The record is from RefSeq and is a predicted model, not a curated record.
UGUCCGCCAUUCCGCCUCCAGCGACCUUCGGGGCCGCGGCGGCGAGCUCCCCCACAUCUCUCGCUCGUCUCUAUCCCUUCCCUUCUCACAACAUCCCGGCACCGAUUAUAUACACCGAAUGCAUAGGAAAUAUACGACAAAUACAGUGACUGAAACAUCAGCGGGACACGUCGUGAUCGUUGAGCGCGUUUGUUGUCUCGGCGGUACACGCAGCAGAGCGGUGCGGGAAAUGGAGGCGGCGGCGGCGGAGGGGACGCGGCCCCGGGCUUCGGGGCGGCCGCCAACACCGCCUCCGCCUCGCUCUCUCGCACGUUUAUACCGCGACUGCCACGACCUCGAGUGGAGUGACGCACACGGGGCCACGAGAGGCUCAAUCCCACUGGGCAGGAUGAAUGGCGAGACGAGAAACGAGGCAGCCGGCGAGGCCCCUGCCACCGCUGACAAGGACGCUGAGGAUGUCUGGUCCAAGCAAGACUUGUUCAUGCUACUGGAGCGCAUGAAGUCUGUCAUCCCAGAGAAUGACAGUAUGAAGUUCAAGACAACGGAGCAACACCUCGAUUGGGAGAAGGUUAAAUUUUCCGACUUCACUGGGGACAUGUGCAAGGAGAAAUGGCUCAAACUCUCCAGCGAGAUUCGUAAAUUCCGGACUCUCACGGAGCUCCUUGUGGAUGCGAAAGAGCAUGUGAAGAACCCCUACAAAGGAAAGAAAAUCAAGAGCCACCCAGACUUCCCAAAGAAGCCGCUCACCCCAUACUUCAGGUUCUUCAUGGCCAAGCGUGCCAAGUAUGCCAAGAUGCAUCCUGAUCUCACCAACCUGGACCUCACCAAGAUCUUGUCUACCAAGUACAAGGAGAUGACCGAGAAGAAGAAGCUGAAGUACAUGGAAGAUUACCAGCGAGACAAGGAGGAGUUUGACAAAGCUAUGGCCAAGUUUAGGGAGCAGCACCCAGACCUGGUGGAGGUUGCCGUGCGCAAGUCAGACGUCCCCGAGAAGCCCAAGACACCACAGCAACUGUGGUACCACCACGAGAAGAAGGCCUACAUGAAGCUUCACCCCGAGAUGAACCUGAAGGAAGUGAACGAGACCCUGAGACGCCAGUGGUCGGUGCUUCCUGAUAAGAAGAGGCUCAAGUGGAUCGCCAAGGCCCUGGAGCUCCAGAGACAGCACGCGUUGGAGCUGAAGGAGUACAUAUGCACACACCCAGAAUAUGUGCCCAACGACGCCAAGUCUGUCCUCUCCAAGGCUGAGUGGCUGCUCAAGGACAAGCACGAUGGACGGCCUACCAAGCCGCCACCGAACGGCUACUCCCUCUUCUGCGCGGAGCUGAUCGCAAGUCUCAAGGAUGUCCCUAGCACGGAGCGCAUGCAUGAGUGCAGCCGGCAGUGGAAGGUGCUCUCGCCCAAGGAGAAGGAUGCAUACCACAAGCGCUGCGAGCAGAAAAAAAAGCAGUAUGAAAUUGAUUUUCAGAAAUUUGUUGAGAACCUGACUGACGAGGAGCGCGAGCGAAUACAAAUGGAAGAACGGGCCAAGGAGGGCGGCAAGAUGGCAAGUCUCGCAACAGCUGCCGCCUUGGGCAAGGACAUAACCAACUCCCCUGGACCCACUAGCGCUGUAGAUCGGCCUCAACGCCCCAUCUCGGCCAUGUUCAUUUUCUCGCAAGAGAAGCGCAAGAAGCUGAGGAAGAAGAACCCAGACCUCCCAGAGAGCGAGCUCACACGACUGCUGGCUCGCCUCUGGAGCGAGCUCUCGGAGAAGAAAAAGGAGAAGUACAAGAAGCUGGAGGCAUCCAUGAAGGCAGACUACGAGCAAAAGAUGCAGACGCAGCUCAAGGAGAAGAAGGAUUCUGCCAGUAACAGCAGUGCCCGACGUGGCCGCAUGCCUGAUCCCCCCAAGACCCCUGAGGAGCUCUUCCAGAUGAGCAAGCUGGACGAGUACCUGGCACGCUUCAAGAAUGACCAAAAGAAGACGACUCGGGCACUUGAGGUGGAGUGGAAGGCUCUUGAGAAGAAGCAGAAGAUGCCCUGGAUCAAGGCAGCAGCUGAGAGCCAGAAGCGAUAUGAUAAACAAGUUGCUGAAAUGAAAACCGCCCCUGUAAAGAAGGCUCACUUUGAGGGGGAACCCAAGAAGCCACCAACGAGUGGCUACCAGAUGUUCUCACAGCAGCUGCUGUCCAACGGGGAGCUGUCGCACAUCACCCUGCGUGAGCGCAUGAUGGAGAUCGGCCGUCGCUGGCAGAAAAUUGGCCAGGGGCAGAAGGACCGCUACAAGCAACUGGCAGAGGAGGCUCAAAAGAAGUACAAGGCUCAGCUCGAGGCCUGGAUAAAGACGCUGCCCGCAGCUGAUAAAGCCCUGUACAAGGAGUUCGUCACAAAUAAGCGAAGAGGUUCAGCAAAGCCCUCAGCCGUAACCGCAAAAGCAAAACCGGCGAACAAAAAAUCGAAGAAAGAUCAAGAGGAGUCUGAGGAUGAAGAUGAUGAGGAGUCAUCAGAAGAUGAAGACGAUGAUGAGGAGGAAGGGGAUGGCCAGGAGGAGUCUUCAGAGGGAGAUAAUGACAGUGAUGAUGAUGAUGACGAUGAAGAUGAUGAUGAUGACGAUGAGAAUGAAGACGAUGAUGAAGAAGAUGGGGAGGAAGGCAACAACAACAGCAGUGACAGCGAAUCAUCGUCCGAAGAGGGAUCCGAUUCGGACUCUGACUGAACCCAGAAAUGUUGGCCAAAAUGUCAUUCCUGGCAGCGGUGCUCCUCAUAGUAACAAAAUGAACUUCAAUAAAUGUAACUGAUCAGGUGGUUUAAUUCUUGUCUCAUGUGGAGCAUCACUUAAAUGUCACUUUAUUUUACUCGCCAUGUUUCAAUUGGUUUUGGCAAUGCUACAGGACAGCAAAGUCCGGCAACAUGACCAGAUGCCUAUGUUUAAGGGGUAAUUUAUAGAAUGGGUACCCAAUUGCGGCCAUUGUCAUUAGUCUUUUAUUUAUGGUCAAUAGGGAGAAAUAAUCCCCCAAAACCUUUUACACAUGACUAGUUGGCCUCUGGCUGCAUCUGUGGCACGAAAGGUAUGGUGCCUGAUGGAGGUAUUUUACUCUACGCUUAUAUUAAAUUGGGAGUUAAACCUCUGCAGGGGAACUGCCUCUUCAGGGUCAUGCCCUUCCUCGUUAUGCCCCCUUACUCCUGAGGGCCCAACCUCUUUCUAUUUAGGCCCCAGCUCUUCCUCGUUUAGUUUCACGCCUUUCCUUUACAGGACCCACCCCUUCUUUAGGCCCUGCCCCUUUCCUCCAGACACAAAGCUUAGGCUGGGUUUGGGAAGUGGUGGGGGGGUUGUGGAAGGACUGGAGGGGUUGUGCCGUGGUGGGUGGGGACAGUCGGGGUAGGGGUAGGGUGCCUUCACUAAGAUGUCCAACAUCCCUCUUUGAACAUCAUAGAUAAGUUAUCUUAGCGUCUAUCAUCGUAUAUCUUGGCCAUCGCAAUUUUACAUUUUUAAUUUCGCCUAAUAACGUCAAAGAUUGUUACAUAGGAAGAAAGUGCUGCAUUGUGUUUGAAAUACAUGAGACAGUGGCAUGAUUAAAAGUUUGUGGUGUGUUGGUGAAGGGAAGGCCUGACCAAGACACGUCAUUAUACAUUUGUCAUCAUGCAUGGCUGAAAUCUGUUAAGUGAGCUGGCGGCUGAUGCACCAUACUGGGUGAAGGUUUAUUAUCCACCAAGUAUGCGAAAGGUUCAGUGUCAAGUCCUGCCUGCCCGCAGGCUUCUUUAAGUUAAAAUACUGUAGAUCAAAAUGGAAUUUGUUUCCAUUUUACAUUUAAGCGAAAAGGCGAAUUGGUGAUUUCCUAGAGCGUGUAUAGCAUGCAGGUACGUCUGUGUUACCGAUUAACACCACCUGGUAUACGUUAAUUGAAAUUCAUAAAACAAUCAGGUUAAAUUGUAGCUGUGUUUUUGUAAUUGUUUUCAUUCCCCUUCGCUUUUGUUUGUAAGGACUGUGAAGCUUUUUUUCAAGCUAACAAAACAAGGAAAACUCAUUUUGAAAGUAAAAUACACGAGCUUCACAACAAGUUUUUGACCAUACAUCAGUCCAGAGUAUUUCCUUUAUCACUUGGUUGUUGCUUGCAGAUGGUCAUUUACAUUGUUACUUAAUUUGUAUUUUUUGUUGCACAUUUAUUUUACAUGUGUAAAUAUUUUCGGUAAAUAAGUUCAGCUCGUUUUUUUAAACAGUGUAAUUUGUAUCAUUGGUCCCUCCGUUGAAAUGUGGGUGGAACCACAAUAGUUAUUCACAUCUAAUUUAGCUUAUGAUAAUGGGCCAAUGUGUUUUUUAUUGUUUUAUCAUUAGAAGUAAAAAUCACCUGACCAAGCAAAACAACUCUUUAUAUUCGCUACCUGUUUAAAUAAAACAAAAACAUGAACUAUUACUUAUUUUUGUUUAAAGCAAGGGCCAUGUUUAUAAAUAUUUUUUAAGAUUUUUUAAAUCUUUGCAAAAUCGUUUUGUGUGUGGGGCAAGUCACCUUGCACAUAUUUUUCCUGACCUGUACGUAAAAGUGGUAGCACAGUAGGUGGUGUCAACAUGUUAGGCGUUCCUCAGUUUUAUACAUACAAAAAAAGGAAAAAUAUUGGUGUUAUCAUUUUAUUAAAAAUGUAAUGUGAUUGUAAGAUAUAGAAACAUGUUUGAAUACUUGCAUGCUGAUAUGUAAGAAACGUAAAAUAAAUAACUAAAGGUUACAUUUUACAACAAGUCUGUUACUGUUAAGGCUCGCUUUUAGGAAAUUAAGGCGCUUGUAAGGUACAGGUGUGUCCGUUCAGUAAGAAAUUUCUCCUAUCACAAAUCACUCCAGACCUCACUCAUUCAAUGACCUGGCUGCAGCUGUAGCUUUAGGCAAUAACAGCGUUAUGUUUAAUAUCUUCCUUUUUAAGUAAAUGGAGGCUGGUCACUUCCAUUAUUUUAAGAAAGGCUUGUACCAACAAUCACAAAGGUUGGCUGUGGCAAUAUUCUAAUACUAAAUAACCAGUCUUAAAAAUUGAACCCUCAAAAUGUAUUGCUCACAACAGAAUGGCAUCAGUUUCAACAGCGGCAUGUUCAGAUAUGAAAAUUCCGUGUUCCAUUUUUAUGCAUCAGUUGUUACAUUUAAAAUCUCAGUCUUGGUUCAUCUAUGAACAUUUACACUGCCUACUUUUAAAGCCCUGCAUUAUCUCCCCACUUGUGGUUUUCUCAUCUGUUGACUUUAAAAUAAAAGUGAACCAAACUUAGGUGGUUUUCUCAUCUGAUGAAUGGUGCACAAACGUGUAAUUCCAUUAUAAAUCCAAAUUGUUAAGAAUAUUUGAGUAAAUUUUUAUUUAGAAGCAUAACUGUAAUAGAAUGUCAUCUAUGCAUUGGAAAAGGUCAUCUUUUAAACGUGAUCGGGGUUAAUGACAAGAAUUUUGGCAUAAAACGUAUACAUGGCCUGACCCAAAACGUAGGGGGUCAUAUUGGAAUAUUUCAUUCACUUCGUUGUUGGCUUAAAUAAAGGGACUGCAUUUUUGUGUCUGACAUUGCAAGGUUUGGACGCAAGGUGUGUUUUCCUUUGCAAGUUUGAAUGAACACUUUUAAGAAGCUGUCAGCAACUCCCAUUGGCUGCGUUUCAGUUAAUUUUCUAAACACAAGUAAGGCCCUGCUUUUUGUAUUAUGUAAUCGAAAUGUUUUAUUGCCAUUUUCACUGUGCUCAUGAAACUUAAGAUCAAUUGUGAGUCUUCACAUUGUAGAUGUGAAUUUUCUGUCUUCAUUUAGCUUAUUAAAACUGACAUCUUAGUGGACGCUGUUUUGCUUCUUGGGUGAGUUGUAUACGGAGCUUAACUUUUGACAAAAUCUACAGGAAUUGCCACACGAACAGAUCUUUGAACAUGGAUUCAGGGCUUCUGAAAUAUGUGGGCAUUUGUAUAUACAGUAAAUAAAGCCAGAACAGUUUUCCAUUUAUUUGAAAUGUGUUAAUUCUUUGAAGAUCUCUGCCCUUUCAGCAAGUGUUUCAUUUGAUGUGUAUGGCUUUUCAGAAUGUUGGUAUUUUGUCUGAGGGCUUUGCAUACAUUUUACUGAGAUUUUGAUAAUACCGUAAUUGUAGAUUUUAUAUACAAAAAAAAUCUGCCUUUUUCAAGUUUUCUGUCUUAUCAUAUAGACUCUUUUUUUGACUGGAACUGUAAUACCGACUUUAAAAUAAAAGUGAACAAAACUUCAAA